UUAUAUUUCUGUCGGACAGCGCCGUUUUAGACAAAAAUUCAUCUAGAGUUCCAAGAUAGACCCAUCAUAUUUGUUUUGUUUUUUGGUACCAGGGAUCGAACUCGGGACCUUGUGCUUGCGAGGCAGGUGGCGCCACCACUGGGCUAAAUCCCUAACCCAACCCACCGUAUUUGAAGCCGUAACACUGGGCAGGUGGCUCCCAACAGCCAGUUUUCCGCGUCCCAAAGCACGCCGCCCAAUCAGAGGCUGGGAACUGUACAUGCGGGCAGUAUACCUCGGGGCCGGCUCCCCCAAAGAACUACAAGGACCAGAGUGCACUGCGUGGUGGCGUCGGAGCCCGGAAGGCGUAGUCUCUCCGUGAUGUCACGUCCGCUGCGCAGCCGAGGUUGUCCCGCAUUUUCUGAGGGAGCGUGACUCUGAAGCGGAAGGGGUGCGUCUGCAAGUUGAGGGUGUAGGUUUGGGGUCGCAGGUUUGAGGGCGCCCUAGGUCCUUCGAGCCUGGCUGUAGUGAGCCAGUUUUAUGUGGGAAGAAGUGAGAACUGUUCCUUUCCCAAGCACCUGUCACUUGGAAAGUGCGGUUCCCCGCCUGGAUGUAACAGCUAUCAGCUGGGUGAAGAGCUCUUGGCGGCGGCGAGCGCGGCGCGUGGCCUCUGGCGGCCGUGCCGCAGGACCAGUGAGUCAGCCGCUUACGCUGUCCGCACUUCACGGCCCCAGGGCCUUCUCUAGUGACUCCCGUCCUGCGGAUUCCCACUCAUUUCCGGAGUAUAUGGGAAGGACACCAAAGGGAAGCCUUCCUCUCCUUCGAGCACUGCUAAAGCCUUUCCUCCUGGGCAGCUGGCCCUUUGGAAAAGAAGCGGGUUCUUCCUCCUGUCACUGUUACCAGAUGCGAUAUUAAGGGGCCUCUAUCCCACCUCUGACCAUGUGGACCUCAGAUGAGAUUGCUCAACUGUGCUAUGAGCACUAUAGGAUCAGGCUGCCCAAACAAGGGAAGCCUGAGCCAAAUCGAGAAUGGACUUUAUUGGCAGCCGUAGUGAAGAUCCAAUCUCCACCUGACCAGGGCUGUGACACACCUGAUAAACCAGUGCAAGUGACAAAGGAAGUUGUCUCAAUGGGAACAGGAACGAAAUGCAUAGGCCAGUCCAAAAUGAGGAAGAGCGGAGAUGUCCUCAAUGAUAGCCAUGCCGAAGUCAUAGCCAGAAGGAGUUUCCAAAGGUACCUUUUCCAUCAGCUCCAAUUGGCAGCCAAUCUGAAAGAGGAUAGUAUCUUUGUCCCAGGAACUCAAAGAGGACAGUGGAAACUCCGACCAGACCUCUCUUUUGUGUUUUUCUCCAGCCACACACCCUGUGGGGACGCCUCCAUCAUUCCAAUGCUUGGGUUUGAAGAGCAGCCUUGCUGUCCUGUCAGCAGAGAUUGGGCCAAAACCUCAUCUGUAGAAGCCAGUGGUAACCUGGAGGCUUCUGAAAAUAAAAGAACUUGUGAAGACCCUGACAGUCCUAUAACCAAAAAGAUGAGGCUUGGAACUCCUGCCAGGUUGGUCGCCAACGAUGCAGCUCAUUGUGACAAGCAAGGCAGUGACCCAGUUGCACCAGAUGUCAGCAUUCCUAACAUCCCUUUAGAAGAACUGGCUUCUGUCCCUGGAAUAGCCUCCUGUGGUGUGAAAGUGGUGGACGUUUAUAGAACCGGAGCCAAGUGCGUGCCCGGAGAAGCUGGAGACCCUAGGAAGCCGGGUGCCGAAUAUCACCAGGUAGGGCUGCUCCGAGUGAAGCCAGGCCGGGGAGACAGGACUUGCUCCAUGUCCUGCAGUGACAAGGUGGCCCGAUGGAAUGUUCUCGGAUGCCAGGGCUCACUGUUGAUGCAUUUCCUGGAAGAACCCAUCUACCUAUCUGCUGUGGUCAUCGGAAAGUGCCCGUACAGCCAGGAAGCCAUGCACAGAGCGCUGAUUGGGAGGUGUCAGAAUGUCUCAGCUUUACCCAAAGGCUUUGGAGUUCAAGAACUGAAAAUACAGCAGUCACAUUUACUGUUUGAAAAGAGCCGCUGCGCAGUGCAGGCAAAAAGACCUGAUAGUUUGGGUCGACUUGUUCCUUGUGGAGCAGCAAUCAGCUGGAGUGCAGUUCCUGAGGAGCCAUUGGAUGUUACUGCCAAUGGUUUUCCACAGGGAACAACGAAGAAAGGAAUCGGAAACCUGCAGGCCAGGUCCCGAAUCAGCAAAGUGGCGCUCUUCAGAUCAUUCCAGAAGCUGCUAAGCAGCAUUGCAGAGGACAAGUGGCCAUACUCCCUCAGGGUGCAGAAGCUACACACUUACCUGGAGUAUAAAAAGGCUGCCUCUACUUACCAGGAGGCCUGGAGUACACUCCGGAAGCAGGCAUUUGGAUCCUGGAUCAGAAACCCGCCAGACUAUCACCAGUUUGAGUGAGAAGGAAAAGUUUUUAGAAAGCUUGCUAGUAGGUAGCAGGACCUUUCAUUUUGUACUGCCUCUUCCUUCACACUGGACAACCCUUGGCUUUUCUGGUGGCUGAAUCUGGAAAAAGAAAAGAAAUAGUCCCUUCCAGAGCACUGUAUCCCUCCAGGACACAGAGUAAUCUAUACUUGUUUGAAGUAGCUCGCUGCUAAAAUGGCAUCCCACUAAUGACCUUAUCUGACUUCAGUCAUGUUUUAUUGCUUCUCUAAAACACAAAAUCAGAGUGUGGAACAUGAUGCUUUAAAAGCACUGCAGCAGCUCUUGUUUAUGUGUUCCUGUAUUGAUUCAGCAGAUAUUUAUUGGGCUCAAAUGGCAUUGGGAUCUCUGCAAGCUCUACAGCUUCACCGGGUGUCAUGAACAUAAACAGUAUUUUGUAUUCCCAGCCUUCCUGCCUUGGGGAGCCAUUCUAAGUGCAGUCUUCAGGUAUCAGUCUUGCUCAUAGCUAAUUUUACUCCCUGGCUCAGGAUGACACUGAGCCAGCCGGGGAUGGCCCUGAUCUCAGAACUAUCAAGACAUAUCUCUUGAUUAGAACUUGAAGGCCACAUAAUCCUGGAACUGCCAAUGGCUGUUCUUUCCUCCCACAUAGAGCCAGCUGAGCAUGAAGCCAGCAGGAGGGAAACAGCCAGGAGAACCAAAGCUCUGCUGAUAUUGUUUGGAUCCCUGAAGCCAGGGCCCACCUGAACCUCAAUUAUGUGACACAAAUUCCUGUUGUUGCAACUAAGCCUGUUGGAGUAGAUUUCCUGAAGCUGAGUUCUGCUUGAGCACCUACAAGUCCCCGCAGCAAAUCAGCCGCAGACCUAGCAACCAAUCCUGUUUAACAUUAAAUAUUUAGCUCUCAGCUUUUUCACACCUUGACUAAUGGACUGAAACUGGAAACUUCUAUGUCAGGGGUUAUUCAAGGUGAGCUACUUUUAUGGCUUUAAACAUUUUUUAAUAACAACUUUUUUUGAGGCAGGGUGCUGGGGACUGAACCCAGGACCUUUCCUUUGCACUGAACUAUAUCCCUAGUCCCUCUCUUCUCUCUCUCUCACUCUCUCUCUCUCUCUCUCCUUUUUGUUUUCUUGAGACAGGGUCUUAAAUUGUCUAGGCUAGGCUUGAACCUGUGAUCCUCCUGCCCUAGCCUCCCAGAAUGCUGGGAUUACAAGCAUGCAACACCAUGGCCAGCAAUAUCAGCUUUAUUGAGAUAAAAUUCAUCCACUCAAAGUAUACCAUUAGCAGUAUUUAAACUAUCCACAGAGUUGUAUAACCAUCCAUUUCAUAUCAUUUUCAUCACCCCAAAAAGAAACUUUGUGCUUAGUUUCCUAGGGCUAUCUUAACCAAGUACAAUAAUCUGGUUUAAAACAACAAAUCAAUCAGGCAUGAUGGCGCAAACCUGUAAUCCCAACAUUCAGGAGGCUGAGGCAGGAGGAUUGCCUGCAAGUUCAGGACCAACUUGGGCUACAUAGUGAAUUUAAGGCCAGCCUGAACUACAUAAUGAGACCCUGCCUCGAAAAAAAAAAUAUUCUCUCUCAGUUCUGGAAGGGAGAAACUCAAAAUCAAGUUGUCAUGGGGCUUACGCUCCCUCUAAACACUUGGCAUGAAUUCUUCCUUGCCUCGCCCUUAGCAUCUGUGGCUCCUCCUAGUCCUUGGUGUUGCGUGGCUUGGAGCUGCAUCACUCCAGCCUCCACCUUCCCUUUGCAUGCCUUCUUCCCUGUGUGUUCGCCUUCACUCAGACUCCUUCUAUCAUAAUCCAUCCCAUUCUCCACCAACUGCAUCUGCAAUGACCUUGCUUCCAUCAAGGUCACGUCCUGAGGUUCCAGGGGACAUGGAAGUUGGGGGCACUGUUCAACGCUAUGUGCUACCCAUUAUAUUACCUCCUUAUUUCUUCUCAGCCCCCGGUCCUGCAGCAGCCAGUUUUCUGUCUCUGUGGGUUUGCCUGUUCUGAACAUCACAUGCAAAUGGGAUAAUACAAUAAGUGGUCUGUAUGUUCUUAAUUUUUUUAAUUAUGGGAGUAAUGUAUGUUUGUCAUAACAAGUUAUCCUUAAUAUUUUUAAAUAAAUCAUUUUAGAUUGCAGGCAAGGAAGCCAAAAACACUUCUACCUACAGCCCAAA
This is a messenger RNA of Heterocephalus glaber (naked mole-rat), 4548 nucleotides long. RefSeq names its product adenosine deaminase tRNA specific 1 (gene Adat1). Gene Ontology annotation, biological process: tRNA processing. Lineage: Eukaryota; Metazoa; Chordata; Mammalia; Rodentia; Bathyergidae. The record is from RefSeq and is a predicted model, not a curated record. Gene Ontology annotation, molecular function: RNA binding; adenosine deaminase activity; tRNA-specific adenosine deaminase activity.